UUCUAAGGACAGUCUGACUCCUCUGCCCUGGAACGUGUUUAUUUAUGAAGGAGACAGAGAGCCGUGUCUUGAACUUGCCCUGAUCCUCCGUCCUCCACAGCCUAGGAUUACAGGUGUGCCCCUGAUUUGUUCCCACCUGGGUUUGGGACCCAGGGCUUUGUACGCUUUGGCAGCAAGCACCAUCUAAGCCACGUUCCCUGCCUCCCUGCAAACCUGUUUGAAAGAACAGCGAGACCUCCAGUAUGCCGAAGAGGGUGAUUCUGCCCGCCCCUCUGGGACCCCCCUCCGCCUAAAGUCCGAAUUGUGAAGGCCUAUUUUACGGCACAUGUAGGAGUCAAAUCCCACCCCAUCCUGCUACCGGUGAUGGAACCAGAGCCGCUCUGGUACUAGGCAAGCUCUCCGCGGCUCGAGCGCCAUAGCCCCUUCUCACCCACUUUAAAAACCUGGUGACUGAUUAGAGACGUCACACCUGGCUAGGGAGUCCCGCUCGCUCCAGGGCUGGACCACCCCAGCGCGGCUACCAGGGGUUGUGGGCACCCCAAGAGGCGAAGGCAGGUGGUAACGAAACUAGGGACCCCCUCGUUGUCUGGGAGUCUGAGUCCUGGAGGUCACCCACUUCCUUCCUGUUCGCCUCAGCGGAGAGGUGCGAGUGAGAAAUCCACAGCAAGCCCUGCGCUGAGCGACCUGGGGCGAGUCGCGGACCCUCUCUGAGCCUUUAUACGAAGCACUGAACGAGGGAUUCCGGGAUCCGCACUAGCAGAAACCGGAGGGCUUGGUGCGGAUGCACUUCUGCCCCAGGGAAUAAAGACUCGGUGAUCUCCACUUCUGCUCCAGGAGCCAGAUUGCCUCUUGCAGGCUCCCUGAGCAACCUGCCAAGAUGGACGCAUGGACCGUGCUGCUGGGCCUGCAAGUCAUGUCCCUCCCGCUCCUGGCUCACUGUGCAGCCCCGACUCCCACCCUGAAAUUUGUAGCUGUGGGUGACUGGGGAGGGGUCCCCAAUGCCCCAUUCCACACAGCCCGGGAAAUGGCCAAUGCUAAAGAAAUCGCCAGAACCGUGCAGAUUAUGGGUGCUGACUUCAUCAUGUCCCUAGGGGACAACUUCUACUUCACUGGAGUGCACGAUGCCAAUGACAAGAGGUUCCAGGAAACCUUUGAGGACGUGUUCUCUGACCGUGCCCUCCGCAAUAUUCCCUGGUACGUGCUAGCUGGAAACCAUGACCACCUUGGCAAUGUCUCAGCACAAAUCGCGUACUCCAAGAUCUCCAAGCGCUGGAACUUCCCAAGCCUUUAUUACCGUUUGCACUUCAAAAUUCCACGGACAAAUGUAACUGUGGCCAUCUUCAUGCUGGACACAGUGACACUCUGUGGCAACUCUGAUGACUUCAGCAGUCAGCAGCCCAAAAUGCCCCGCGACCUGGGAGUGGCCCGCAGUCAACUGUCCUGGCUCAAAAAGCAGUUGGCAGCAGCCAAGGAAGACUACGUUUUGGUGGCUGGCCACUACCCCAUCUGGUCCAUUGCCGAACACGGCCCCACCCGCUGCCUGGUCAAGCACCUGCGGCCAUUGUUGGCCACAUACGGGGUCACUGCCUACCUGUGCGGACAUGACCACAACUUGCAGUAUCUUCAGGAUGAAAACGGAGUGGGCUACGUGCUGAGUGGGGCCGGCAACUUCAUGGACCCCUCUGUGCGACACCAACGCAAGGUCCCCAACAACUACCUGCGCUUUCACUAUGGAUCCGAGGACUCCCUGGGUGGCUUCACAUAUGUGGAAAUAAGCCCCAAAGAAAUGACCAUCACCUACGUGGAGGCUGCUGGGAAAUCACUCUUCAAGACCAGCCUGCCCAGGCGGCGCAGACUCUGAGCACCAUAGGGUUCCGCUUGUCCCCUGAUGGCUCUGAGGCAGGAAGCCUCCCCACACAUGGCGGGUGGGUGCUGUGAGGACCUCACCCACCGGCAGCCUUUUCUCUGGCCCCUGGUGCUCUGGCAGAGUGGGAAGGAAAACCACAGAGGCUUACAUACAUGGAAGAAGUAUGUGCACACCGACUCUCCCCAUCCCACAGCCAGGCUCACCCCUGAUGUUUUGGGGUAGAGCUUUCUAGGAGUGAGGGUUUCUUCUAAGACAAGCAUCUUAUUGUC
Messenger RNA from Chionomys nivalis (European snow vole), 2136 nucleotides. RefSeq names its product acid phosphatase 5, tartrate resistant (gene Acp5). The transcript is spliced from 7 exons. Gene Ontology annotation, molecular function: ferric iron binding; acid phosphatase activity; ferrous iron binding. NCBI's taxonomy places the organism in Eukaryota, Metazoa, Chordata, Mammalia, Rodentia, Cricetidae. The record is from RefSeq and is a predicted model, not a curated record. Bases 878 to 1861 code for a protein of 327 amino acids. Gene Ontology annotation, biological process: bone resorption.